Molecule: messenger RNA, 3974 nt
Organism: Plectropomus leopardus (leopard coralgrouper)
Lineage: Eukaryota; Metazoa; Chordata; Actinopteri; Perciformes; Serranidae
Gene: tgfbrap1
Product: transforming growth factor, beta receptor associated protein 1
Biological process (GO): vesicle-mediated transport; intracellular protein transport; endosomal vesicle fusion
Cellular component (GO): membrane; cytoplasm
Source: RefSeq, a predicted model, not a curated record
UGGGCGGUGUUUUACCUGGACGAGGAAGACCCAAUAACGCUGCCAUCACAGCCGUAUCUUCCAGCUGUCGGUGCGGUGCCGAACGAGGCACCAUGGCUGUAUUAAUGUGUCACUGUAAAUACAUGUCGUGGCCGCUGUUCUCGGCGUAGAGAGGCUCGCCUGUGCGUGGUGAUCCCCGGCCUGCCGUCCUGAGCUGUCUGCAGCGUGUAGAUGCCUUGGCUGAGAUGAGUGUGAAGGCUUUUGAGCUUGUCCCCGCUGUGGAGCGAGAUCUCCUCAUGGGCGACAAGGCUCGCAUCAACAUUGAGUGCAUCGAAUGCUGUGGAAAGCACUUGUACAUGGGCACCAAUGACUGCUUCAUUCACCACUUCCUGCUGGACGAGGUCACUUCCUCCAAAGGGAAACUCAGUUACUCGGCUCAAAAGCUGCUGCACAAAUACCUGGGCCUCAAGAAGCCAGUUGCUGAGCUGCGCGCAGCCUCCGCGUUGGAGCGUCUGAUAGUGCUUUGCGAUGGAAUAGUGUUCCUGGUUGACAUGGUUACACUGGAGACCGUGCCCUCGGCGGCAGGAGGGGGAGCCAAGAUCAGAGGCGUGACAUCGUUCUGCAUUAACGAGAACCCGGUGAACGGGGAUCCAUUCUGUGUGGAAAUGGGCGUGCUCUCCUCCAAGCGGCGGACAGUGCAGAUUUACAUGGUGUAUGAGGACAGAGUGCAGCUGGUCAAAGAGGUGACCACUCCCGAGCAGCCGUGUGCUGUCAGUGUUGAUGGUUACUUCUUGUGCCUGGCCCUCGGUACACAGUACAUGAUUCUGAACUACAACACCGGAGCCUCCCAAGACCUGUUUCCUUACAACAGUGAAGAGAGGAGACCCAUUGUGAAGAGGAUCGGCAGGGAGGAGUUCCUCUUAGCAGCACCUGGUGGUCUCGGAAUGUUUGCCAAUGCAGAAGGGGUAUCUCAGCGCGCUCCAGUCAACUGGUCAGAGAGCGUGAUUGGUGCUGCUGUGUGUUUUCCGUACGUGGUGGCUUUAGAUGAAAGCUUCAUCACCAUCCAUAGCAUGUUGGACCAGCAGCUGAAACAGACACUUUCAUUCAGGGAUGGACACAUUCUGCAAGACUUUGAAGGAAAGGUCAUCCUGGCCUCCACUAAGGCUGUGUAUGUCCUCGUCCCCCUGCCGCUGGAGAGACAGAUCCAGGACUUACUGGCCAGUCACAGAGUGGAGGAGGCACUCAUCCUCACAGAGGGAGCACAGCAAAAUAUUCCCAAAGACAAGUACCAGAUUUUGCACAAAAGAAUUCUUCAGCAGGCAGGUUUCAUACAGUUUGGCCAACUACAGUUUCUAGAAGCAAAAGAACACUUCAGGAAGGGUCAGCUGGAUGUGCGGGAGCUGAUAUCUCUUUACCCACUGCUGCUGCCAGCUUCCUCUACAUUCACACGCUGCCACCCUCCUCUACACGAGUUUGCAGAUCUCAACCACCUGGCACAGGGCGACCAGGAGAAAGUGCUGCGAUGCAAGAAAUUUCUUAUCACUUAUUUGGGGGAGGUACGAAGCACAGAAGUGGCAAAUGGCUGCAGAGAGGACGUGGACACAGCGCUGUUAAAGCUGUAUGCUGAACAGGAUCAUGACAGCCUUCUAGACCUGCUAGCUUCAGACAAUUCCUGCCUACUAACAGACAGCAUCCCGUGGCUGGAGAAAUAUCACAAAUAUUUUGCACUUGGGCUGCUCUAUCAUUAUAAUGGUCAGGAUUCAGCAGCACUUCAGUUGUGGAUUCGUGUGGUCGAUGGGGAUCUGCAGGACUCCACGAGAUCUGACCUUUAUGAGUACAUCGUGGACUUUCUCUGCUCCUGCUCCAACCUGGAUCUUGUAUGGAAGUAUGCAGACUGGGCCUUGCGGAAGGAUCCCACUAUAGGUGUCCACAUCUUUACUAAGAGGCCUUCCAGGAAAGAUCUGCCAGAAGUGAAACCCGAUGAUGUCAUCACGUAUCUGGGGAAGCACAGCCAGGCACUGCUCCUCUACCUGGAACACCUGGUGCUGGAGAGAAGGAUAAAGAAAGAGAAAUUCCACACGCACCUGGCCGUGUUGUACCUGGAGAGAGUUUUGUUACUGCUGUCGGAGUCGCCAACAGACGAGGAGCAGCUCGCUAGAGCAAGAGAGAGGCUCCAAGCUCUGCUCAGGGAGUCCGACCUUUACCGUGCACAGUUUCUUUUAGCUAAGAUGGAGAACUGUGAACAACUGCUGCUAGAGCGUGCAACACUACACGGAAAACUGGAGGAGCAUGACAAAGCGCUGCAUAUAUUAGUGCACCAGCUGAGAGACUACUCGUCUGCUGAGGCCUUCUGCGUCUGGGUCUCUUCUUGUCGGGAUUCUGCUUACCGGCAGCAGCUUUUUCACCUGCUCUUGGGGGUGUAUCUAGACGGGAACCUUCCUGGAAAUUCCCAGACUGCAGCAGGAGGUGGAGAUCUGGAGAUGGCGGCAGUAGACCUACUGAAUCGGCACGGCGAGGUGUUUGAUGCCGUCCGUGUCCUGCGCAUGCUCCCUGACGGCUGGUCACUGCAACUGCUGCGGCCCUUUCUGGGUCGAGUCGUCAGGGCCAGUAUGCACGCCUGCCGCACCUCCCACAUUGCUCUGGGACUAGCCCGCUCUGAAAACCUUCAACUGCUGCAUGACCGGUUGAAAGACCGGAAGAAACCAAUCUUUGUGUCUGAAAAGAAAGGAUGCCACCUGUGCCACAACACCUUCAGUGAGCCUGACGUGGUGUGCCUGCCAGGUGGAGUGCCUGUCCACACUCACUGUGUCGCCCAGAGAGUAAGAGACUCUCCCACAAAGAGACAGUUAACUAAUAGCAGUAACCAUACGUGAGACUUGACCCCUCAAACUACCAUGUGAUCUGUGAUCAGAGGCACCAAACUGAAGCAGGACAUGCUGAGGACUGUGAGGAAAACAAAAAGCACAGAACACCCAUUGCCAUAGUAGAAUCUGCUAUGGAGGUGAUGAGAAACACAAAGAAAUCUGUGCGAGUGCGUGCUUGUGUGUGUGUGUGUGUGUGUGUGUGUGUUUGUGUGUGUGUUUGUGUGUGUGUGUGCGCACGCAGAAUGAGUGAGAGCAAGGAAGAAACAGAUGAUUUCAUCAAUUUAUUCCUGUGCCACAAUUAUACCACACUGUCAGACUGCAAGUUUUUAAUAGAAACAACAGCUGAGUCACCCGGCCCUUUAAUCCAUUUAAGCGGAGAAGUAAUUAAAGAACGGCUCCUGUGCUUACCUGUGGGUUCAGUGCUGUACUGGUCAUCAUCAUCAUCGCUUGAACAGUUUUAAACCUGAAUUUGAGAGACUGCUUGACCACACUAUAUUUGAAACCUGUUGCAGAAAUUUCCGAAGCAUGCGUAGUAUUACCACUCUUACAGUAUUGGUCUGAUCACCUCAUGUGGGUAUUGUAUUAAUAUUGUCCUAACUUUGCACAUUGCAGUGUUGGGUUUUAAUGUGAAAUACUACAAAGACUCAUCAGUACUGAUGGAAACAGUCUUUUAUGUUUGUCUCUUUCUCUCUGGGAUCUGGUCUCGCUGCAGCUUUACUUCCCCCUCAGCCGUACAGGUACUGGUUGUUGUUUUCACAAUGUUUCACUUCAACAAUUCGAUCCAAACCACAGAAUUUGAAUGUCCUGUUAUCAAUGUGAGAGACCAUAAGUCGGUGUAUCGUCUGUAGAGCAACAACACUAUAAAACACUACAUGGUAUCUUACAUUGCUCCACUGUUCAUCAGUAUGUUACUGGCAAUUCAAUAAUCGAACUGCAUCUAUCAGAUUCACCCUCUAAAACUUAAACAGAUCAAAUAAUCUUUGCUUCUAAGAUGUCAGUACACACAUUGACUGUGUUUACACACUGUAAAAUCUGACAAGUUGACUUACAUUUUUGAGAAUCUAAGAAACCAGCCUUAAAAAUCUUAUGAAAUAUAACUGUUAGUUUGAAUGUAUGUUUAUAUUUUAUCUA